AUGAAGAACACUACUCGUCAUUUGAUCUCCCUCGCCUGCUUCCUCCUCGUUUCAUUAACCGCUGCCCAAGCUCCCCCACGCGCCCCGAUCCUCGACACCUCCGGACAAGAGCUGCUCACGGGAGCCCAAUACUACAUCAGGUCCCCCUUCUGGGGUGCCGGCGAAGGCGACGUCAACGUGGACAACAACUCCUCGUGCCCUCUCGACCUCGUCCUGGCCUCAAGAACACUUGCCGGGCCUGGCCUCCCCGUGGCCUUCCACCUGCCCCACGAGUCGGAAUCCGGGCGCCCCAUCCGCACCUUCACUGAUGUCAGCAUCCAGUUCUCGACGGCCUCCGCCGACACGGCGUGCAACGACGGCGGCGUGUGGACGGUCCGAUUCCAGGCACUCCUCCGAGGCUUCGGCGUCACGACGGGGGGAAGCCUGGGGGCCGUGGACAGCCUGUUCACGAUCGAGCCGGCAGAGAUAUUCCAUCGCAUCAGCUCAGAUCUAUGGUGGCCCGUCGAUAGAGAGCAACAAGCAGCUCUGGGAAUCAGCGCCGGCGGCGCUACGGGCGCCGUCCAGAUCUCGCAGUUGGCCGGAACUCGCGAGUCGAGUUGGGGGUGUGAUGUGUACAUACACGUGUCUGAUGACGUGGCACAAGCUAUUAAGUUUGAUUGCCACGUCAUUUUUCCGAUCGGCCACGUCAGUGGCACAUUGCCGGAAGUCAGCAAUGAGAUAUGA
Striga asiatica is the source of this 723-nucleotide messenger RNA. The record is from the annotation of a GenBank genome assembly. Lineage: Eukaryota; Viridiplantae; Streptophyta; Magnoliopsida; Lamiales; Orobanchaceae.